Molecule: messenger RNA, 1752 nt
Organism: Schistosoma guineensis
Lineage: Eukaryota; Metazoa; Platyhelminthes; Trematoda; Strigeidida; Schistosomatidae
Source: the annotation of a GenBank genome assembly
CUACAAGCGGUGGUUUGAAGUGUUGAUAGAAAAUUUUCUACUUCUUAUUCAGAUAGGAACGAAACAGUAGUAUGUGUCUAGUAUUUGUUUGUUCACAUUAAUUCGAUGGAUCUGGUCGUCAAUGUUUAUUUGGCUUAUUUGAAGUUAUAUAAAGAAGAAUGGAGUGUGCUUGCAUGAAUGUUACAGCCCAGCAGUUUCUACAGAAUUUGGAGGCCGAAAAGUUGGAAACUGUUGUGUUUGAUGACGUUCUCAUAUGUUAUUCAAAUAAUAACAAAGUUGUAGGGUCAUAUGAGUGUCGAGUUACGAAUAAGGAUCUAGAUAUGAAAGGGCUCCUUGUGAAAACGUCAAUUAGAACCAUGCUAGGGGAAAUACAUAGCACUACGACACUUGAAGCAAAUAUAACUUCCUCUCUUGAGACAAUUUCCCAAACAAAAUUAGAAACCAUUGUGAUGAACGGAAGUGUUGUGGAAAGAAAGUCUACCAUCGAACUUGUUGAGAAUGUGUAUGAAAUCGGUUGUACUGAAUCAGUGAAUGGAGAAAUUAAGUUUUCAACAAAGAAAAACUUAGCCCAAUCUAAUGUAUUAGGGUUAAUUGCUGAGGGUUCGGAUUUGAUUUUUCAGCGAAUUUUGGUUAAAUCUGCUUUUUCUGUUCCUUUCGAGGUUAUUGGUUUAGAUACAGAUUAUAAUCUAGCCACGGUGUCCUAUAUUGAUCUUGGAGAAAGAAACGUAUUCAUCGGAAAUAGUGAAAUAUCAUUGAGAGGAAUCCAGAGGACUGUGCAUUCUCAAAAAGCCCUUCCGUCAUCCUGGCAAACUUACUUUAUGCAGGACGGCUUUUUACUUUGUUGUUUUCAAGUGUUAUUCCUUGAUAAGCUGGCAAGUCACGCAAUUAAACGACCUACGUUCUUAUAUUUGCAUUAAAACAUAUAAAAAGUGUGAGCUACUACACUAAACUGGUGUAUUAUAUAUUUUAAUAGUUUGUAGGAGACGCAACAUUGCUUUAAAGACACAGGUAAAGGUUACAAAAGACACACCACAUCCAUAUGUGACUGUAUUCAUGUAUAUUUAUUAAACGCCCAAUUUAUUUGUGACCGAAGGGUGAAUGGUAUUUUCAGUGAAUAUAGUUAUUUAAUUUUAUUUGUGUGUGGGCUGUGAUACUGACCGGGUACUCAAACAGGAGCAGGUGGUUUUCUAAAGGGGCCACACCCCGAGCCUUUGAACUAAAGGUCUGACCCACAAGGCAGUGGAGCAUCAUGAGAAGAUGCGAUCUCAUGGUAACCGGUGACCAACGAUUGGUUCAUACGCCAUUUGUCCCCGCAGGAUACUGGAGCCCAUGUGCGCCAUUGGUUUGGAAUCAGGGUUUUUCAUCCCCCCGUAGGUGGACUCACCGUGUUCAUCGGCAUGGUUAAGGCGUCGGACAUUCGCUUUUCGUCCUCUCAAUUUCGUUAACAACGCCACGAGAAGGCAGUGAGUAGGACUUCCCUGGCAGAGGCUGUAUACGCGUGGCCGUGUGAGAGCAUUUUUUCUCAUAAACACACCUUAACUUCUUUUUCUGUCCCCAUUUUCAUUGUUUAGUGUGGCGCAUAUAUUUUUGAUGCCCCCUUGUACCAACAUGUAUGUGUUCAAAUAAAUAAAUUGUAACCGUAUACAUUACAGUGAGCGUAAUCAUAAAAAUGUUUAAUGACCCUUCAUAAAUCACCAUGCUAAUUUAAAUAAUUGUCACUAAUUUGUAGUGCACCCAGUCAAUCAAGUACUG